Ruditapes philippinarum (Manila clam) is the source of this 2939-nucleotide messenger RNA. Its product is annotated as 17-beta-hydroxysteroid dehydrogenase 14-like. The record is from RefSeq and is a predicted model, not a curated record. Gene Ontology annotation, molecular function: oxidoreductase activity. Lineage: Eukaryota; Metazoa; Mollusca; Bivalvia; Venerida; Veneridae. The transcript has 10 exons. The coding region runs from base 125 to 904 and encodes 259 amino acids.
CAGUUGUAAUCAGUUGCUAUUUAAAUAAGAUACCACAUAUGACCUUGAAACUGAUACUACCUGUAAAUUGUUGAUAAUAAAAUUAUUCACUAUAGUUUUAGUUGGAAUAGAAACUAUUUAAGAAAUGGCUAGCGGGGACAGAUUUAAAGACAAGGUUGCUAUAGUUACAGGCGGUUGUUGCGGUAUUGGUCGUGGAUGUGUUGAUGUAUUUGCCGAUCAUGGAGGGAAAGUUGCUGUACUGGACGUGAAUGAUGAAGAGGGGGCAAAAAUAGCAAACGAGAACGUAUUUUUUAUACACUGCGACAUGAACAGUGAGGACGAAAUUAAGAAAGCGAUUGAAAAAGUGGUAGAAAGAUACAAGAAAAUUGACUGCCUGGUGAACAAUGCUGGCACACAUCCAGGGAACAAGAGCAUUGAUGAACUAAGCGUAGACAGUUUUAGAGAUCUUCUUAACUUAAAUCUUGUCAGUUACUUUGCAGCAUGUAAAUAUGCACUCCCCUACUUGCGCAAGACUAGUGGAAGUAUUGUGAAUAUUACAAGCAUCAGUGGUCAUUCUGGCACCGCAAACUCGCCGUCUUAUUGUGCAACGAAGGGCGGUGGAAUUUCUUUAACUAAAGCCCUUGCAAUAGACGAGGCUAAAUACGGAGUUCGAGUUAAUGCGAUAUCGCCAAGUGCAGUAAAUACGCCAUUGUACCGUAAACAUAUUUCAUCCGGUGGCGAGGCAGAAAAGACUAAUGAAAUAGUAGCGUCUUAUACUUUGCUCAAUCGAGUAUCGGAGCCAAGAGAAAUGGGGAUGGCAUGUUUGUUUCUGGCUGUAGAUGCUACAUACACAACUGGCGCAGAGCUGAUGUGUACUGCUGGUUCAGAAAUAGGAUAUGGCGUCAAAGGAAUGAGCUUUGUCUAACUGUGGUGCUUUCAGUUCUCAGUUAUCAUUUACUGUUGACUUAACACCAUUAUAACUAUUAGAAAGAUGAUGAAAUAACUUUUGAUUUAUUGAUAAAAGAGUGCUUAUUAAAAUUGUGUCUUGAUCAUGUUUGAAGUAUCCAAAUAUCCAAUUCAACAGGCCCACAGUAUAAUUAUGAACAAGUCUAAUUCCUGUCAUCACAUAAAGUCUCACAAGAAGGGUGCAGUGAUCGAAAGUAACAAGUGCUUGCAAACGCAAAACAGUGUACAAAUAGAAAUGUAUAGGCUUGCGAGACAGGGCACAGUUACUGUUGGUCGAUUAUCAUUCUUGAAACAGGGCAACAAAUUAUAGAAAAAAAUAAAGAGAUGUAAUUUGUUUUGGUUGCAUUUGUUGACCAACUUGUUUUGUUUGAGGGGUUUAUGCAAAAUUAAUUUAACAGAAAUCUAGAUACAUGUAAUCUUCAUUAUAACAUAUGAAUUUAAGUUUACUGUGAAUACUUUUUAUACAUUUAACGUUUGAAUAUUCAAUGACAAUAAAUAUUUAGCAGUGUCUGUUAUCACGGAAUAACUCUAUUUAGAUUUUAUAUUAAUAUAACAAUCUAAUUAACAAUUAUUAAGAUUUUCUUUUAUUUAGCAACAAACAUCUUUCGGUCAAUGUGUCAAAUAAUUAAGAACAUUGCAUCACAUGUAACGUCAUAAGAAUAGUUUAUUAGUGCCCUAGUGACUUUAGGUUUACCCUCUGUCUGACCGACCGUCUUUACGUCCGACCGUCCACAAAAUGGGACAAUGCAAAAAAGUAUUGAAAAUAUGUUUAAGAAACUUGAAAUAUGGAUUGAUGACAAUAAGGAGAUUAUUCACGCCUUUAUUCCCUAUGUUGAAACAUUUGGUUGCUAUAGCAAGAAAUAGACUUGAAAUAUGGUAAAUAUAACACGAAAACUGGACCCUAUGAUAACGCAAAAAUUACUAACAAUGUUUAUAUGAAACGCGAUAGAAUGCAGCCUGGAAACUAUGCCCGCCUUUUUCUUUUUUUCCUAUGUUGAAAAAAUUGGUUUUAAUGGUAACAUAAAGUCUUAAAAUAUGGCACAUAUAACAAUAUGUGUGACAACUCAAAAGUACUAAAAUAUUUUUAUGAGACAUAUUGCAAUAUGGAGAUUGUACAUGUCGAGGUUCACAAAUCUUACACCAAAAUUAUUAGAGUUAGCACAUUGAAUAUUGAAUUUUCAUGAAAAAUAUUUUAUUUUUUAUUUACUUCUUUAUUUCAUCAUAUAUGUACUCUAAACUUGAUAUAUAUGUUUCUUAUCACCACCCACAUUAUGCAUAACAAGGUUUAUAAUUCUACAUCAUAUAUUAUCAGAAUUGUCAUCUUCAAACUCAAAAUUAAAUGAAAUAAUUAUUUAAUCUAUUUUAAACUUCCAAUAUAUGUUCCUUAUUAUCACUCAAAUCAUGUGGGAGAAGAUUGAAUACUCUAGCUUGACUAUUUUCUAAAUUAUGUCCCCUUGAACGUAGAUUUUUUUUCUAGAAAAUAUUAUUUUGUCUUACAGAAUUUACUUCAAACGUCAAACUCCCACGACAAGAUUUAUAAAUUUACUGUCCAUAUUUCCAGAAUUAUCUUCCCGGUAAACUUCCCUCUUUCCCUCUUUAUUCUAUAAAUCGUAUUUCUUCAGUUCAAAUAAUGUGUCCUAUAAACACUUGCAUCAUAUUUGAAUAGAUUUUUAAGUCUAGCAGCCUCGUUUCCAUGAAUACAUUUUGAACUAAGAAUUUACUUAAAUUGUUACAUAUCUUUUUUGUAUUUUCUUAUUUGGUACUUAAAAUUGUAUAUAUAUGAAAAUUGUAUUUUUUUCUCUACUACAGAUGUUAUAUACUUUAGACUAAAGAUAAUUGUUCUUUGUUACCACUCACAUCAUGAUUGACAAUGGUCAUAAGCCUAGCAUUUUAUUUCCAGAGUUAUCUGCUCUUAUGUUUAAGUCGUCUGUCUUUAUGACUAUCCAUGUCUGACAAACUGUUUCCCGAGAUUACUUUUAAAGACAUGGCAACUU